AUGAAGAACAUUAAGGAGAAUAUCAUAAAUUUUAGAGACCUAGCCAAGCAGCUGGAGGCUUGUGUACGGUACAACUCAACGGAUAUCGAAGUGAUGCAGGACAUUUACGCGGAAUGUAAAAAAGACCUAAUGACUCUGGAGAAGCUAACGCUGGAGGCUCUGGAAAAGGGAAACGCGAAUUUGUUUGAGAAGCUAGUAGAGGCGUCAACCCACGUGAACCGAUCCAUCAAGCUGUUCGAAAGCUUCGAGAAAAACCACAAGGAGCGCCCGAGGACUUUCUCAGAAGGAGGAGGGUCCCCGCAAAAUGGGGCAAUCCAAAUGGCACACGACGAUAGGGACUUUUCCAAAAAGAAAAAAUCGCAUCAAGGGUAUAAAAAACAUGACAGUAAGAGGAGAGGGAAGAAAUACAAAAGCAUGAGUGACGAGGAGGAAGACAGCGAAGGAAGGAAUCGAAGUAAAAGCCAAAGCAGGAGCAGAAGCCAUAGUAGAAGUGGAAGCUUGGGCAGAAGCUCCGGAAGAAGAAAAGAACAUGAAAAGAGGAAAAAAAAAAAGAAGGAAAAGGAGAAGGAAAAAGAAAGAAGGAAGUACUUCAAAAGUGACGAAGAAAAUAAUAGCAAAGAAAAAGAUACGAAUGAUAAUAAAAAAAUGAUAAAGUCAGACUCUCUAGAAUCUUUUAACAAAGCCUUUGGCACUUUCCAUGAUACUAUGAACAUGCUGAGCAGCGAAAUAGAAGAAGACCUGGACGAUUUUCAAUUGAAAGAGAAAAAGCAACAGAAGAAAAAAAAGAAAAAACAGAAUGAUGGAAAAAUAAAGAGACAGCACAAUAAGGAUAACGAUAAUGAAGACGAAGACGACAGUGAAGACUCGUUUUUAAGAAAAAAUCAAAUCGAUUCGCCAGACAAUUUAAGUCCGCGAAGCAGCAGCACUACAAAGGGAAAAACAAACAAAGGGAGAAAAGUAAUCAGCUCACACGGGAACCAUCACCCAGUGGUCAUAGUAAUUCACAUAUCAGAUAUUAUAAAUGUUUCACGAAAUCUUAAAACGAUUUAUAUUGUUCUAACACUAAAAUCGAUUGAUAACAAAAUUAGUAUAAGAAAGAAAAGCAAAAAUAAACACGUUGAUAAUUUUUCUGUAAACGUAUCUGAACUUUUUGAAUUCUCCGUUUUUCACAACAAACAAUUGUUCUUGUACAUAGAGGUAGUAGACACAGACAAGAACAGUCAUUGUUACACGUGCUUAAUAAAUUUGAAUAAUAGGAUUUUGAAGAAAACUCGAUUUUUUGUCCCUACGGCAUUUUUAUUAACACAAGUUAGUGACAAUGUUGAUGACAACGGGGGGAACCAAAAUUCGAUUCCUACCAACCCGAUAAUUUUUCCUAGCAGCCAUCAAAAUUCCAAGGACGAAAACUUCGAUAUCGAUAUGAAAGAUUUCUCGUUUAUAUCUCCCACACUUAAUUCCUUCCCGGGGGGAAGUUCUUUUGAUCGUCGCGUAGUGGGUCACGAGCUUCAUGGCAACCCCCCCACUGAUGACCUCAUCGGUGCUAACCCCACUGGCAGGAACCGCGCGAACAACCGCUUGAACGAUUUUCCCGUGGCGUGGGCCAACCCCAACAACUUCUACGCCAUGAACCAGAACCUGCGGAACCCCAAUUUGACCAACUUCAAUUUUUCACGCACCAAUCAGAAUGGCCCCAAUUCGAACAACUUCAACUUCGUCAGCAGAAACGUCGCCCAUAGGAAUAUGUCCACUUGGGGGAAUGGCAACCAGGGCUUUGGCACGCCCAAUUUUGGCAGCCCUAAUUUUGCCUACCGAAACGUUGGAGGCCCUUCCUUUGGUGGCCCCUCAUUCGGAGGCCCAUCAUUUGGAGUUCCCUCAUUUGGAGGUCCAUCAUUUGGAAACCCAUCAUUUGGAGGCCCCAACCGAAGUGUCAGUAACCCCACCUUUAGCAACUACAACAUUGGUCACCCCGACGUUGGUCAAGCCAACUUAGACCCUUUCGAGCCGUUCGACCCCUUCGACCUGGACGAAGCCAACACCGGCACGAGCAAAAAAGACGCAAUCGGCUCCCCCCAGGUCGACUCCCCUAGCAGCAGGAUAACAAAAGGAAGCGAAAAAGCAAAUGAAGCGGAAGAAGAAAAAAAAAAAAAGGAGCAAGCUAAAAAUGAAAAGAAUUUCUCAAGUGAUUGCUCCUACAUCAUAAUGAAUAUUUUUUUAAAAAACAAAGAUUUUGAUCACGAGACGGAAUUAAUGAAACAGAACAAUCUGAACCUAUACAAGCAACUAUAUAACGUGUCCAAUAAAGAAAAGGUGUACUAUGAAAAUAAGAACAAAGAAAAUGAAAAGAAAAUCGAAGAACUAGACAAGGCAGUAAUGCUUCUCGAGCUGGACAACGAAAGUUACGUAGAAGCAAACAACAAGUUGAAGGAAAUUAUCGAGUCGAACAAAGAAAUAAUUAAAGUAAUCGAAAAUAUUGUAAAGAAGAAAAAUAACAAAAUAGAAAAAUUGGAAAAAGAAAAUGAAAGAGUUGUACAGGCAGAAAAACUUAUCGAAGAAAAUAAAAAAGAAAACGUUUUUUUAUCCCAACAAAUUACCAAACUGAGUAGCAAUUUUAAGGAAAAUAAAAUGAAGUUAAAAGAUUAUAAUCAAGUUAAUGAAAACCUGAACAGCAAGGUAAACAAUUUGCUAUUCCAACUGCAAAAUGCCCAGAUGAAAAAUGAAAAACUUCUGCUCUACUUAUCCUACUUGGUAAAACAUAUCCACAAGAGCAGUUGCGACGAUGACGCCAAUAUGUUAAGUCUAAUGACGUUAAAAAAAAUGAAUUGGGGUAUAGAGGGAUUACAGAUUGGUAGGGAUUACCAGGAUAUGCCUGACGACAUCACAAACAACUGCAGUUAUGUGAAGACCGGUUCCAAGUACGAAGAGACUAUGCUAAAGCAUUUCAUCAAAAGUCAGAAAAGAGUUAAUGUGAACCAAAAACUUUUGUAUAAAAUUCUAGGCAUACCUAAUGAUCCCAAAAAGGAGAUUCUCAACUACAGCAGUGACAACAGCAAUGGUGUUCUCCUCCCACGAGUCAACACCAAAGGGGGAAGAAAUACGGCCAGAUGUAAUCUUCAAAAAGGGGAACCCAUGGCCAAUGUUGAUGCUUCCAAAAGUGCCACUCUCUCCGACCAAUUGGACGCAUCGCAGGAUGAAGAAAAGGACAUCCACAUUGAUGACUUUCUGGUGAAGGGAUACAAAAAAUAUAUCACCGCGACUUCAUCCACAGAAAUAAAUCAAGAGAAUCAUCUUCGAAGCGGGGAAAUCCAUCACCCAUUUGCAAAGAAGAAGAAGAAGAAGAAGAAAGAAAAACGGGAUGAAAAAAGUACACUCAAGGGGGUACCCCAGAAUCAACGAAAACAGAAAAGUUCCCAUAAUAGCCGCCCAUAUGGGUUUCCCCAAAUGAACUGGAGCAGCGAUGAAGAGGCGAAGAAAGAUCAGAGGCACUCCUUCGACUUGAAUGUGAAGCGAAUGGAUGAACUGCAAAAGGGGAAAGAAUCCAAAGGGGAAGGGCAAAAGAGCCACCUACUGAGUAAUAAAGAAAAAAUCAAAACGAGGCGAAUCCUAAGUGAGAUGAACAGCGAAAUCCAAAUUAGGCACCAUACAAACGAUAUUUUCCAUGAAGAUUCUUUUAACCACUCGAGAGAUCGCUCAAAUAACGACACGAAUAGCACAUUUUCCUUCAACGUAAAAAAUGACGCAAAUUGGGGUCACCUGAAAAAACAGAAAAGGGGCAAAAAGCAGGAGAAAAACCAAGAAGGGGAAAAUAACCAAAAUCAUGCUUCCAGAAGAGGACGCCCUGAAUUAAGCAAAAAGGGAAAGACGCAGCAGGGGAAGAAGCCUGGUUAUGCGGUGAAACAAACAGGGGAGAGAACUACAAAGGGAAAAGGUAAAAAGGAUCUGCGCAGGGACCUCAUGGAUGAAGGUGAUGCGGAUCAAUACUAUGAUGAUUACCAUGGGAGUUUCCUCCCCUUGAGAACCAGAAGGGAGAAACAAGAUAGGAAAAAACACUCCUUAAGUAAUUACAAAAAAAAAAAGAGAAACAAAUUGGUGUACAACGAAAAUUACACCUUUAGUAACUGUGAAAUGUCCAACGAUGACGCACCCCAGGGGGUGGAAGGUCCAUCCAAAGUGAGAAGCAAAAAAGAGAAGAACAUACUCAGUGAUACUUAUUUAAACGAAAGGGAUAGAAGUAGACGGAAGCAGAGGAAGCACGAGGAGGGUUCACCCUUGUGGGACGACCCCUUAGGGGAGAAGCAAUUUGACGAAGAAAGAGGUCCCCGUCACGAUAGCAGCGGAGGAAGCAGCCGACGAAGGAGUCGAAAUGGAAUGCAGAAAAAGGGAAAAGACGCCAAGCAUAAGCGAUUCAUCCACUUGAAAAAGAAGACAACGAACGACUACAUGAGUGACUACAAAAGUUUCGAAAAAAAAUUUAACUACUUUGUGAAGGUGUCAAAAAAUCUACAAGGAAGCCUUCUCUCCAAUAACAGCGACAAAAUAAGUUAUGCAGUCAAGUUGAACAAAAAAGGCUACUUCACAAAUUUGGAAAGAAUUAUCAACAAAUUCAAUAACAAGGAACAGACGUUUUCCUAUCUCGAUAGUUAUCUUAGCACACAAAUAAAGUCCAAGUUUUUAUCAGAUGACGACAUAAAGAAGCAUAAAAAUAGGUUGCGCCAUUUUUACAGCAAGAAUACGAAGGGCCUGAUUUUUGAAAACACCCUUGUUAAGCUAUAUGCCAAACUUUACUAUGUGAAUGAACCUUCAGGGAAAAGCAAUGGGUACAAAAAGGAGGCGUUAUUAUCCCCCGACAGCCAUGAUAGCAAUGGUGACACGAGCAAAGUUCCUCCGUCUGGAAGUGCCAAUGGUAUAUGCAAAAAUGACGGCAACAUAGUUAACAGCAAAGAUGGUGACACCACACGCAACGACUGUAAAAAGGGCAAGGAGAACAAACCAGAGAAAACACUCAAAAAAGAAAACAUUUACAUGAAUAUCUACGUUAAAUCAAUUCUGUACAACAUUAUCUAUAUCAAAAGUGAUCUGAGUGAAAACCAAAUGGACCACAUCAAGGUGAUAAAAAGAAAUUUGAAAAAAAAUUAUAACAAAGUGACAGAGGAAAAUGACUACAUAAAUUUAAAGAAAAACGAAAUUUGUUUACUGUACACCUUAUGCUUUAAAAAAAAUCAUCUUCAAAAGUUGCCCGUAUUCUUAAAUGUGGAAUGCCUAAACAAUGACAAUAGUAUCAUCAAGUUGAAAAUCACUUUACCCCUGCCCCAUUUAUUCCUCCUCAAACCAAAUAGCUUUUAUCUCAACGAUUUUGUAAAAAAUUUCUCAGAGAAGCAUAAAUAUUAUUACAAAUCGUACUACUACAAUAUGCUAGAUUUUUCAACGUUUAAGGAUUUUAUUAAUUCGAUAAAACUGUACAACUCGUUUAACGUUUUCCAUUUUGAUUCCUACAACAUUCUGUACAGCACAUAUCCUGUUAAUGCCAAAUGUAAGAUGAUUUUGCUAAUUGUGUGCGAUUUUGUGAAAAAAAAAAAUGGCGCUUCCAACGACACUGUGAAGUUACACUUUGUGUCUCUAUCCAACAGCUUGAUUAGCUUCGCCGUAAAUUUGUUUAGGCAAAUUUUGUAG
This is a messenger RNA of Plasmodium inui San Antonio 1, 5667 nucleotides long. RefSeq lists its product as hypothetical. NCBI's taxonomy places the organism in Eukaryota, Apicomplexa, Aconoidasida, Haemosporida, Plasmodiidae. The coding region runs from base 1 to 5667 and encodes 1888 amino acids. The transcript has 4 exons. The record is from RefSeq and is a predicted model, not a curated record.